Messenger RNA from Aricia agestis (brown argus), 1403 nucleotides. RefSeq names its product 26S proteasome regulatory subunit 8 (gene Rpt6). Gene Ontology annotation, molecular function: ATP binding; ATP hydrolysis activity; proteasome-activating activity. Gene Ontology annotation, cellular component: proteasome regulatory particle, base subcomplex. Gene Ontology annotation, biological process: proteasome-mediated ubiquitin-dependent protein catabolic process. The coding region runs from base 124 to 1332 and encodes 402 amino acids. Lineage: Eukaryota; Metazoa; Arthropoda; Insecta; Lepidoptera; Lycaenidae. The record is from RefSeq and is a predicted model, not a curated record. The transcript has a single exon.
ACUUGUAUGAUUUGUGGAUUACAAUGAAUUUCUACUUUGAUGAACAAUAAAGAUUUUACUCCGAAUUAAUUGAAGAUCAAGCUUUUCUUGUAAAUGUAAGCAGUUUUAAGCGCAUUUACCAUAAUGACGCUCACAAAAAUGGAGGUGGACUCUGCCAAAGGCGAAGGCUUUCGUCCGUACUACAUCACCAAAAUCGAGGAAUUGCAAUUGAUCGUUGCCGAGAAGUCUCAAAAUCUUAGACGUCUUCAGGCUCAGCGAAAUGAACUCAACGCUAAAGUACGUAUGCUGCGUGAGGAGCUGCAGCUUCUACAGGAGCAGGGCUCAUACGUCGGCGAAGUCGUCAAGCCGAUGGACAAAAAAAAGGUACUCGUUAAAGUGCACCCUGAGGGCAAGUUCGUGGUCGACUUGGACAAGAAUGUGGACAUCAACGACGUCACCGCCAACUGUCGUGUAGCGCUGAGAAACGAGAGCUACACUUUACACAAGAUCUUACCUAACAAAGUGGAUCCUCUAGUUUCCCUUAUGAUGGUCGAGAAAGUCCCGGACUCCACUUACGAGAUGGUCGGCGGCUUGGACAAGCAGAUAAAGGAAAUCAAAGAGGUUAUUGAAUUACCUGUGAAGCAUCCUGAACUGUUCGACGCUCUCGGUAUCGCUCAGCCAAAAGGCGUCCUCCUGUAUGGACCGCCGGGAACUGGCAAGACGCUGCUGGCGCGCGCUGUAGCUCAUCACACUGAGUGUACAUUCAUUAGAGUAUCCGGGUCCGAGCUGGUGCAAAAGUUCAUCGGUGAGGGAAGUCGCAUGGUAAGAGAAUUGUUUGUAAUGGCACGUGAACACGCUCCAUCAAUCAUAUUCAUGGACGAAAUUGAUUCCAUUGGGUCAUCUAGAAUUGAAUCCGGCAGUGGUGGAGACUCUGAAGUACAAAGAACCAUGUUAGAACUUCUCAACCAGCUAGAUGGUUUUGAAGCGACCAAGAACAUCAAGGUUAUCAUGGCCACUAACCGGAUUGACAUCCUCGACCCAGCCCUACUGAGACCCGGUCGUAUUGACCGUAAGAUUGAGUUCCCCCCACCGAAUGAAGAGGCUCGUCUGGACAUUCUGAAAAUUCACUCCCGUAAGAUGAAUUUGACCCGUGGAAUAAACCUCCGCAAGAUUGCUGAAUUGAUGCCCGGAGCCUCGGGAGCUGAAGUUAAGGGUGUAUGUACCGAGGCAGGCAUGUAUGCUCUGAGAGAGCGUAGAGUGCAUGUUACACAAGAGGACUUUGAGAUGGCCGUAGCUAAAGUCAUGCAGAAAGAUUCUGAAAAGAAUAUGUCCAUUAAGAAGCUCUGGAAGUAACUUUCUAAUACUUUUUUUCUACUAUUAUUAAAAAUGCUGCAUCUAGUAAGUAAAUAAACAAUUUAAUUUUA